GGAUGGACACGUAGGAUAACAUGCUGGGUAUGGACACGUAGGAUAACAUGCCGGGGAUGGACACAUAGGAUAACAUGCCGGGGAUGGACACAUAGGAUAACACACCGGGGAUGGACACAUAGGAUAACAUGCCGGGGAUGGACACGUAGGAUAACAUGCUGGGGAUGGACACAUAGGAUAACAUGCCGGGGAUGGACACAUAGGAUAACAUGCCGGGGAUGGACACAUAGGAUAACAUGCCGGGGAUGGACACAUAGGAUAACAUGCCGGGGAUGGACACAUAGGAUAACAUGCCGGGGAUGGACACACAGGAUAACAUGCCGGGGAUGGACACAUAGGAUAACA
Messenger RNA from Staurois parvus, 345 nucleotides. The record is from the annotation of a GenBank genome assembly. NCBI's taxonomy places the organism in Eukaryota, Metazoa, Chordata, Amphibia, Anura, Ranidae.